This is a messenger RNA of Cynoglossus semilaevis (tongue sole), 1977 nucleotides long. It is a transcript of the gene ftcd, whose product is annotated as formimidoyltransferase cyclodeaminase. Gene Ontology annotation, molecular function: transferase activity; folic acid binding. NCBI's taxonomy places the organism in Eukaryota, Metazoa, Chordata, Actinopteri, Pleuronectiformes, Cynoglossidae. The coding region runs from base 160 to 1782 and encodes 540 amino acids. The transcript is spliced from 14 exons. The record is from RefSeq and is a predicted model, not a curated record.
GCUCAAAGGUGAGAUCGUCGAACGGCACGACUCAGAUGGAGUGAAUUUCAAACUUCAUUGAAGAAAGAAACGAAUCCAAACACGUGAUUUGAUUGUUCACUCUUUAUUCUGCUAAUCUGACUGUCACACUGUGGAUCAGUGGGUUUGAUUUUCAACAGCAUGGCUCAACUGGUGGAGUGUGUUCCAAACUUCUCUGAAGGGAGAAACCAGGAGGUGAUCGAUGCCAUCUCCAAGUCCAUCUCCCAGACCGUCGGCUGCAGUCUUCUAGAUGUAGACCCGGGCUCCUCCACCAACAGGACCGUCUUCACCUUCGUCGGUUCUCCUGAGGCUGUGGUGGAGGGGGCGCUCAGUGCUGCACGUACCGCCUUCAGCCUCAUCGACAUGAGGCAUCACUCAGGUGAACAUCCUCGAAACGGGGCGAUGGAUGUCUGUCCCUUCAUCCCUGUUCAAAAUGUGUCCAUGGAGGACUGCGUCCGCUGUGCUACCCAGUUUGGACAGAGACUGGCAGACAUGCUGCAUGUCCCCAUUUAUCUUUAUGGAGAAGCUGCUCGUCAGGAGAAGAGACGGAGUCUGCCAGCAAUCCGGGUCGGAGAGUAUGAAGCUCUACCAGAAAAGUUGAAACAUGAAGAGUGGGCCCCAGACUUUGGCCCUGCCACCUUUGUCCCAUCAUGGGGUGCCACAGUAACCGGGGCUCGUAAGUUCCUGAUUGCUUACAAUGUGAAUCUGAUCAGUACCAAGGAACAGGCACACCGCAUCGCUCUAGACAUCAGAGAGCAGGGUCGUGGGAGGGAACAGCCUGGACGACUCCAGAAGGUCCAGGGUCUGGGCUGGUACCUGGACGAGGCCCAUCUGGCUCAGGUCUCUACCAACAUCUUAGACUAUGAGGUGACGCCCGUCUCUGCUGUGUAUGAAGAAGUCUGCAGAACAGCAGAGGGGCUGAAUCUUCCUGUGGUUGGGUCUCAAAUCGUGGGACUGGUCCCAUUAAAAGCCCUUUUGGACUGUGCCGAUUUCUACAUUAGCCGAGAUAAGCUGUUCAUCCUGGAGGAAGAGCAUAAGAUCCGCUUGGUAAUUAGCAAACUGGGCCUGGACUCACUGGCUCCCUUCAAACCCAGAGAGAGAAUCAUAGAGUACAUGGUGACACAAUCACAGGAAGAACCGCGUCUGGUGUCGCUUUCUGUUAAAGACUUUGUCAAGAGCGUGGGCGCUCGAACGGCGGCCCCUGGUGGAGGAUCUGUCUCUGCUGCUGUUGCUGCUUUGGGGGCAGCACUUGGCUCUAUGGUGGGUCAGAUGACAUAUGGAAAAAAGCAGUUUGAGAAGGUGGACAGUGUCAUGAGGCGUCUGAUCCCACCAUUCCACCAGGCCGUGAACGAGCUGCUAGAUGUUGUGGACGCUGAUGCUAACGCCUUUAAUGGAUACAUGAUGGCGCUAAAGAUGCCAAAGACAACAACAGAGGAGAUUCAGAGGCGAGACUCUGCACUUCAGGAGGCCUUACAGCAGGCUGUAGGUGUCCCAUUAGGGCUGGCCGAGAAGAUCAGCGCCCUCUGGAGUCCGCUCAAAGAACUGACUGAAUAUGGAAAUGUAGCCUGUAAAUCAGAUGCUCAGGUGGCAGCCAAAGCUUUGGAAACUGCAGUUUUUGGCGCAUACUAUAAUGUCAUGAUUAAUGUUAAGGAUGUGAGUGAUGAGGCGUUUGCAGCCAAAACACGGCAAAGAGCAUCUUCACUGCUGCAGGAGGCCAAGGAUGCUGCCAAUAUUGUCCUCCAGGUGGCGGAGGACAGGAAGUGAUCGGACAAAUCUACAGGGAGACAGGAUGUAGUCGAGAGGACAGAGCUACUGUUUCUUAGAUGUUACAAUUACUCCAAAUUCAAGAGUAACUGAUUGGUUUUAAAUGAUAUGAAAUAGUGUUACUGAGUUACUGUGACUGAACAGCACCACACUGAGGUCAAAGCUGUUUUAAUUUUAGUUGUAAAAGAUAAAAUG